AUGCUUCGCCUUCGACUCCUUCCCAUUGCAGCAGGGCUGUCUGCCGUCUCCCGGCGCUACCACGGGACAGCGCGUCACCCCGGGGCCAGGCGGAGGCUUGUGGUGGCAGCUUUCGUAGGGACCACGGCAGUGACAGCAAGUGCUAGAUUCCUUUGGCAGAGGGCCUAUGCAGAAGACUCAUCGUCCGUAAAGCACAAUCCAAGGGCAGAACCAAGUGAGAAGGUGAAGCACCAGGAGGAGGAGGAGGAGGAGAGCAGCAGUGAUGAAAGCAGGAAAGCUGUAGCCUCAGGCAGUGAGGAGGCUCAGCCAGAAGGGAAGAAGAAAAAGCGUUCUGGAUUCAGGGACCGUAAGGUGAUGGAAUAUGAGAACAGGAUCAGAGCCUAUUCCACGCCAGACAAAAUCUUCAGAUACUUUGCAACUUUGAAAGUAAUCAACGAGCACGGUGAAUCGGAGGUUUUUAUGACACCGCAGGAUUUUGUGAGAUCGAUAACACCUAAUGAGAAACAACCGGAAAACCUGGGCCUGGAUCAGUUUAUCGUGAAACGUUAUGAUGGAAAGAUACGGGUAAAAUUUUCAUCUAAAUUAUUAGCUGAGCUCAUCCCCAAUGCGCAGUCACGUAGAACGAAAUUAUCCCAGGAGCGAGAGAAGUUUGCUGACGAAGACAGCAUAUUUUACGCGCUUGGAGAAUGUGGACUCAUUUCUUUUUCUGACUACAUUUUCCUUACUACGGUCCUUUCCACUCCCCAGAGGAAUUUUGAAAUCGCCUUUAAGAUGUUUGAUCUGAAUGGUGAUGGUGAAGUGGACAUGGAAGAGUUUGAGCAGGUGCAGAGCAUCAUUCGCUCCCAAACCAGCAUGGGCAUGCGCCACAGAGACCGCUCCACAACUGGAAACACCCUGAAAACUGGGUUCAGCUCUGCCCUGACGACAUACUUCUUCGGAGCUGAUCUGAAAGGGAAGCUCACCAUCUCUCACUUCUUAGAUUUCCAGCGCAAACUUCAGCAUGAUAUUCUGAAGCUCGAGUUUGAGCGGCACGAUCCGGUGGACGGGCGGAUCACGGAGCGCCAGUUUGGCAGCAUGCUGCUGGCUUACAGCGGGGUGCAGUCCAAGAAGCUCACCGUCAUGCUGAAGCAGCUCAAGAAGCACUUUCAGGACGGAGAGGGGCUGACAUUUGAGGAGGUGGAGAACUUCUUUACGUUUCUGAAGAACAUAAAUGAUGUGGACACAGCUUUGAGCUUUUACCACAUGGCUGGAGCUUCGCUCGAUAAAGUGACGAUGCAGCAGGUGGCCAGGACGGUGGCGAAGGUGGAGCUCUCCGACCACGUGUGCGACGUGGUGUUCGCACUCUUCGACUGCGACGGGAACGGAGAGCUGAGCAACAAGGAGUUUGUCGCCAUUAUGAAGCAGCGGCUCAUGAGAGGCUUGGAGAAACCCAAAGACAUGGGCUUCACGCGGCUCAUGCGGGCCAUGUGGAAAUGCGCUCAGGAGACGGCUUGGGACUUCACCAUGCCGAAACAGUAGCCGGGCAGGCAGGAGAGCCUGGCGGCGCGUGGCUGCCGGCG
This is a messenger RNA of Struthio camelus australis, 1559 nucleotides long. The record is from RefSeq and is a predicted model, not a curated record. NCBI's taxonomy places the organism in Eukaryota, Metazoa, Chordata, Aves, Struthioniformes, Struthionidae.